AUGGUUGAGCUCAAGCCCAUUUUCAGGAAGGCCUACUGGUCUCUGGCCGCUGGUGGUCUGAUCUAUGUGCUCUUUAUCUGCGCCUUGACUUUCCCAGAGGUUCAACGUUUUUGCCUCUAUGCCAAUAAGAUCAACCCCAGUCUGUGGCAGGAUGUGAACCUCGUCGAGCAAUUUGGGUUCCUAAGGACCCAAGUUCAGCCUUUCAAUUUGGUGACACCUGAUAACGAAACGAUCUACGGGUGGCACCUGAUCCCCUUGCAUCUUUGCCAUGAGCAUGAAGAGGAGCUGAUGGAAAAUGCUGCGUCGGGUCCAGCAGAUGAUUAUACCCAAACGACUGCCUUUAAACUCCUUGCCAAUGACCCAAAUGCACGAGUUGUUGUAAACUUCCACGGCAAUGCGGCUCACCUGGGCUCUGCUCAACGCCCUGCCACUUACAAUACACUGCUCAGCCUCUCUAGCCCUUCCAACCCAGUUCAUGUCUUUUCCAUUGACUACCGUGGAUUCGGCGUGAGCACUGGUAGCCCCACAGAAGAGGGUCUUAUCACAGAUGGUGUGACUCUGAUUAACUACCUUACAGCAGGACCAUUGAAGAUCUCACCUUCGCGCAUUGUCCUUAUGGGCCAGAGUCUUGGGACUGCUGUUACAGCUGCAGUAGCUGAACGCUUUGCAUUUGGAUCGCCUGACCCUAAAGCUAUUCAACCAGCCAUAAAGAAUGCCGAGCCUUUCGCUGGCGUCGUCCUUUUGGCAUCAUUUGGUAGCGUGACCAGCGUCAUUGAAAAUUAUAGCCUCAAGGGUAUCACACCUCCAAUGUUAUCCCCUCUUAUGGGAUAUCCUCGCUUCCAGAGAUGGGUGUUGAGUCAUAUCGUGGACCACUGGGACACAGUUGGAAGAGUGGCGCGUCUCACUGGCGUUGAACCAGCAGAGGCAGACGCUUCUGGUGUGAAGUAUACCGACAAGAGUCUUUAUCUGACAAUUGUUCAUGCGAUGGAUGAUGUCGAAAUACCUUGGUAUGAAGGACGCCGUGUAUGGGUGGCUGCCACUGGCGAAAACAUUCCAGGUGCUCCUGGUGGCUUGAUAUAUCACAAAGUUGAAAGGGACAACCCAAGCGAAAUUAAAGUCUGGAAAAAUCCAGUCAGUAGUGAGGUUUUGAAGACAGUUAGGUGGGAACGGGUGGGACACGGCGGUCAUAACCGUGUUGCAUCGGCUUCGGUGGCUGGUCUCGCCGUACUAAGGGCUUUUGAGGAGUGA
Penicillium arizonense is the source of this 1248-nucleotide messenger RNA. Its product is annotated as alpha/beta hydrolase. The coding region runs from base 1 to 1248 and encodes 415 amino acids. Lineage: Eukaryota; Fungi; Ascomycota; Eurotiomycetes; Eurotiales; Aspergillaceae. The record is from RefSeq and is a predicted model, not a curated record. The transcript is spliced from 5 exons.